GCUGACUCCAACCUCUGCGCGCGUAGCCGUCGCUUCCGCCGCCUCCGCUCCUGCCGCCGCUCUCCCGCCCCGACCCGCAGCCGCGAUGCUGGCGCUGCGCUGCGGUCCCCGCCUGCUCGGCCUGCUCCCUUUCCCGCGCUCCACGCCGCUGCGCCUCCCCGCGGCCCGUGCCUGCAGCAGCAGCAGCAGCGGCGGCGGCUCCCGCGACUCGUCCUCUUCCUCCCGGAACCCGCUCGUGUACCUGGACGUGGGCGCCGACGGGCAGCCGCUCGGUCGCGUGGUGCUGGAGUUGAAGGCAGAUGUCGUCCCAAAAACAGCAGAGAACUUUAGAGCCCUGUGUACCGGGGAGAAGGGCUUCGGCUACAAAGGCUCUACUUUCCACAGAGUGAUUCCAUCCUUCAUGUGUCAGGCAGGAGACUUCACCAACCACAAUGGCACCGGGGGCAAGUCCAUUUAUGGAAGCCGCUUUCCUGAUGAGAACUUCACACUGAAGCAUGUGGGACCAGGUGUCCUGUCCAUGGCGAACGCAGGCCCCAACACCAACGGCUCCCAGUUCUUCAUCUGCACCAUAAAGACAGACUGGUUGGACGGCAAACAUGUCGUGUUUGGCCACGUCAAAGAGGGAAUGGAUGUCGUGAAGAAAAUAGAAUCUUUCGGUUCCAGGAGUGGGAAAACGUCCAAGAAGAUCGUCAUCACAGACUGCGGCCAACUGAGCUAACUGGCCACGGCCACGGGGCACUAGGCCGGUAGUAGCUGCACUCAUGUUGACUAACGUAGGCGGCCACCUCAGGCGCCAGCAGCGGUGCCCCGUCCGGGUGCCUGUGCGCCUUCCACCAUCACUAUGUGCUGGAGCGAGACCUCUCCUGAGCGUCAGAUCUCUACCAGGCCCGCCAUGCUGCUUCCCCAGCAUCCGUCCUCCCUCACCGCCCCAUUUCUAGACACCCAUCAUGGAUGUGAUAUCACCACUCCUCAUCUGGCCGGCCCAAGGUCACCCGUGCCUUGGACAUUGGGGUGGUAAUGGCUUAGCUUCAGGGACAGGUUGCUGCCCUUUCCUCAACUGAGGGGGGAAGGCCAGCUGUUGCAAAAGGGCCAUUAUAUCUCUUCUAAUUGAAAUAAUUUAAUUAACAAGAUUGCCUAGAGACGAAGCUGUGACACUAACUGCCCUGUGCUGUGGCAGGACCCCAGUUGGUGGCUGAAGCCACGGAACCCCAGAGCUUGGCCUUUGGAACACGAUUGGGGCUUUAGUGAAGGGGCCACAGCCACAGCACUUAUCCCAGCCACUGUGAAUCCUUUUGGUUUGCUGCUGUGGUUUUGAGGGGAGACCGUGGGGGCAGAUGCAGACGAACCUGGGAAUAAACCCACCAUGAACUGUGCCCAGUCCGUGAGUUGGUGAAGAAUGGAAGUGGCCCGGACAUGUCUUUUCUGGAGGGCUUUGAUUUUUCUGUGGUUAAUAAAUCUACUGAUUUUGUAUGUAAUACACUUGUGGGACAUUUAUUUGUGUUCACUUGAAAAAAUGUGAAAAUAAAUCCUAUUUUCUGUAGAA
Lutra lutra (Eurasian river otter) is the source of this 1543-nucleotide messenger RNA. It is a transcript of the gene PPIF, whose product is annotated as peptidylprolyl isomerase F. The coding region runs from base 86 to 718 and encodes 210 amino acids. Gene Ontology annotation, molecular function: peptidyl-prolyl cis-trans isomerase activity. The transcript has 6 exons. Gene Ontology annotation, biological process: protein peptidyl-prolyl isomerization; protein folding; regulation of mitochondrial membrane permeability involved in programmed necrotic cell death. NCBI's taxonomy places the organism in Eukaryota, Metazoa, Chordata, Mammalia, Carnivora, Mustelidae. Gene Ontology annotation, cellular component: mitochondrion. The record is from RefSeq and is a predicted model, not a curated record.